CCCUGAGCCGCUGUUUAUUUAUUUACUUAUUUUUUCCUUCCUCUUCUCGUUUGUCAUUAUGGAAGCCUUUCUAAGUACCUUACCGCCUUAUGUUCACGAGUUUUUAGACAAACACCCACCUACGGAUGUAUUUAACUUGUUACGAGAGUUGAUAUGCUUUGCUGUCUUGUAUUCGCAAGAUCGAGAAAGAAUAAACCAAGCAACCGAGGAGCAGCUGUAUUUAAUCUAUAGGCAACAGAUAGUUAAGGAGGUUCAUCACCAAGAAGAAGAAGAGUUAGAGCAUGAAGCUGUCGUGCCAGGCAUAAUGGAUGCAAUCAAAGAAGAGGAACAUGAAACAGAGCCAAUCGUAGCGGAAAAGCCAAAGUUACCUAAUACAUUUCCAGAAUGGUGGGGUCACCGUGAAUUUGAACCACCAAAGAAACAGGAAAAGAAGCCAGCGGAAGCUUCAGUAGAACAUGCGACUGUUGUUCAUAGCAACACAACUUCAGCUACCUCUACACCAGUGACUACACCACCCCCACCACAGCAACAAAGUCAUGCUACGACUUGGAUAUCAUGUAAGAAAACAUCGAGUUCAGAUCGAUUUCUGAAAUUAACAUGGUAUUAGGGGAUAACAAUACACCAGCACAACAAGACGAUAAUGAUCAUUAUCAUUUCCGUUUAGAAAGAGCAAGAAGUCAAAUCAUACCCGAUCUUAG
This is a messenger RNA of Gilbertella persicaria, 698 nucleotides long. RefSeq lists its product as uncharacterized. The record is from RefSeq and is a predicted model, not a curated record. The transcript is spliced from 3 exons. Bases 59 to 607 code for a protein of 182 amino acids. Lineage: Eukaryota; Fungi; Mucoromycota; Mucoromycetes; Mucorales; Choanephoraceae.